Sitodiplosis mosellana (orange wheat blossom midge) is the source of this 791-nucleotide messenger RNA. It is a transcript of the gene strat, whose product is annotated as guanine nucleotide exchange factor MSS4 homolog. Lineage: Eukaryota; Metazoa; Arthropoda; Insecta; Diptera; Cecidomyiidae. The coding region runs from base 160 to 519 and encodes 119 amino acids. Gene Ontology annotation, biological process: small GTPase-mediated signal transduction; post-Golgi vesicle-mediated transport. Gene Ontology annotation, molecular function: guanyl-nucleotide exchange factor activity; zinc ion binding. Gene Ontology annotation, cellular component: membrane; cytosol. The transcript has 3 exons. The record is from RefSeq and is a predicted model, not a curated record.
GCUUCAAUGACAUUUGAAAAAAAUUUGACGUUUACAUUUAUAGCGUGAUGAGAAUUGUAAAUAAACACAAUUGAAGAAGAACAUUUUUCCAACUGAACCUCAACUAGAAGGACAUUCCCUUCAUCGAGUGAGUCAAACAUAUCAAUAGAAUCAGCCAAAAUGACCGAGGAAACAGAUUUCCCCAAUGAAAUUGAUGACAAUAAGAAUAAAAAUACGAUUCGAUGUCAGUUCUGUGAUUCGAUCAUUUUGAAAGCGAAACAAGCCAAUUACUCGGAAAACGAGUUCAAUUUACCGCUGAUGCACCAAAAGAAUAAGGAAUCGGUGACAGAGAGUGAGGUUUUGAAAAAUUAUUGGACUGUUGAUGACAUGUUCACAUUUGAAAAUAUUGGCUUUUCCAAUACCGUGCAGAACAAAAAGUAUUUGAUUUGUGCUGAUUGUGAAAUGGGGCCCGUCGGUUACCACGAUAUUACAUCGAAGAAAUGCUAUGUGGCAUUGAAACGAGUCAAGCAUGUGAAAUAGGCGCAUUUAGUUUGCGCCACCAGUUUGUGUUGGACAGUAUCCAAAGAGAAGAAGAAGAAGCAGCAGCAGCAGCAGAAGUGAAUCUAGAACAAGGGGAUCGAGAAACUAUACAAUAUUCCACUGUAGCCAAAUAGAAAUACACAAUGCGUUCAACAAAGAAUUCCAUAAAAUUGUCUCCUUGCCUUAAAGGAAAGCAAAAAUCAAAUAUAAUAAAAUUUUAAUUAACAACUAUGUAUUAUGUACAAUUAAAAUAUACGUAACAAAUAACUUAA